UUUGAGACUCAAACCGAACUCUUUAUAACAGUUAACAUCCCUAUAAUGGAUGAAGGGGUCCCCGCCCUUGUUAUUGAUAGUGGUUCUGGAAUAUGCAAAGCUGGGUUUGCUGGUGAUGAUGCACCCCGUGCGAUUUUCCCAUCUACUGUCGGAUGCUCACGUCGUCAAAGUGUAAUGGGACAAACGGAUACGUACGUAGGGAACGAAGCUCGUGGUAUCUUGAUUUUGAAAUAUCCCAUCGAACACGGUAUCGUUACAAAUUGGGCCGAUAUGGAAAAAAUUUGGCAUCACACAUUCUACAAUAAAAUUUGCGUUUCUCCUGAAGAGCAUCCUGUGCUUUUAACUGAAGCACCACUUAAUCCUAAGUUAAAUCGCGAAAAUAUGACUGAGAUUAUGUCCGAGACUUUCAAUGCACCUGCUUUCUAUGUUGCUAUUCAAGCUGUAUUGUCAUUGUAUGACUCCGGUCGUACCACCGGUAUUGUUCUUGAUUCUGGUGAUGGUGUUACUCACACCGUUCCAAUUUAUGAAGGUUACGCCUUGCCUCACGCUAUUCUACGUCUCGAUUUGGCUGGACGCGAUUUGACCGAUUAUCUCAUGAAAAUUCUUAUGGAACGAGGAUAUUCAUUCUCCACCACCGAAUGCAAAAUUGUACAUGACAUCAAAGAAAAAUUAUGUUAUGUCGCUUUAGACUUUGAAAAAGAAAUACAAACUGCAGCUCAAUCUUCGGCAUUUGAAAAAACAUAUGCACUUCCUGAUGGACGAGUAAUUACUGUCGGAGAUGAACGUUUUCGUGCGCCAGAAGCUUUAUUCCAACCUUCAUUCUUGGGUCUUGAAGCUGCUGGUAUUCAUGAAACUACCUAUAAUUCUAUCAUGAAGUGUGAUGUUGAUCUCCAUAAAGAUCUUUAUCGAAAUAUUGUGCUCUCUGGUAAUCAAACAAAAGAAGUUUCUAGUGAUGAAGAUUCUGAAGAAGGCAAUGAGGAGGAAAACGAGGAGGAAUCACAAAUAAUGAAAAUAAUUGAUGACUUUUCUGAUAGCAGUUCAGAAGAUGAAGAGCAAAGACAGAAAAAAGAAAAUCUUCAAAUAACAGCAAACUCUGAUGAAUCCAAUAACGAAGAAAUUAAUAAAACGGAUAGGGAAACUUUACAAAAAGUAUUUUCUCAAUUCGAAAUUGCAGAUAUAGGUGUAGAUUUUGUAAAUUCCAAAGAUGUUCAGGUUGCCAUGGGAUAA
Messenger RNA from Ambispora leptoticha, 1227 nucleotides. Lineage: Eukaryota; Fungi; Glomeromycota; Glomeromycetes; Archaeosporales; Ambisporaceae. The record is from the annotation of a GenBank genome assembly.